GUGGUAGCCAAUGGGAGAGGCGGGGCCGGGCAUCGGCAGCCAAUGGGAGCAGUGGGGCGGGGCUGCGGGGUCCCGGUGGCGGCGGAGCGGGAGGAGGAGGAUGGCGCUGGCCAUGGCGCUGCUCCGCCGCUGCCUCCUGCUCGGGCCGCUGGGGCUGCGCACGGCCGGCGGGCAGCACGGGGACGGCUGUGGCCACACGCUGCUGACCCCCCAGAGCGGCACCCUCAGCUCCAGGAACUACCCGGGCACGUACCCCAACCACACAACGUGCCGCUGGCGGCUCCGGAGCCCCCCCGGCACCUUCCUCCUCCUCACCUUUGGGGAUGUGGACCUGGAGCCUUCGGAGCGCUGCGCCAGCAGCUCCCUGCUGCUCACUGACCCCCAGGCCGGCAUCUCCUAUGGGCCCUACUGCAGGAACACUGCCCCGGCCACCCCGCUCCUGGUGACCAACUCCAGUACCGUGACCGUCCUGUUCAACAGCACCAGCCACCGCUCCGGACGGGGCCUCCUCCUGUCCUAUGCCACAACGCAGCACCCAGACCUGGUCUCCUGCCUGGUUCGAGGCACCCACUACACCCAGGAGCACAUCAGUGUGUACUGCCCCGCCGGCUGCAAGGACAUCGAGGGGGACAUCUGGGGCAACCCCAGCCAGGGCUACCGGGACACGUCGGUGCUGUGCAAGGCGGCCGUGCACGCCGGGGUGAUCGCAGACGAGCAGGGCGGGCAGGUCACCCUGGCACGGGAGAAGGGCAUCACGCUCUAUGAGUCGGCCUUUGCCAAUGGGCUCCACUCCAAAAGGGGAUCCCUCUCUGAGAAGCGGCUCCUGUUCCAUAAAGCCUGUGCCGAUGCGCUGGACGUGGCUGCCUUCAACGCCUCGUCCUGGUGGCACGAGGUGGAUGCGCUGGGCCAGGACCGAGCCUGGGGGCCCCAGCGGGCAGCGCUCAGCACCACCGGGCACUCCUGGGCAGCAGAACCCGGCUCUGGUGCUGCUUGGCUGGAGCUGGACCUGGGCACCCGCAGGAACAUCACUGGCAUCAUCACCAAGGGCUCCUCGGAGCAGCACGACUACUAUGUGAAGUCCUACCACGUGUCCUCCAGCCGCGAUGGGAAGAACUGGAGACCCUAUAGGGGCAGCAAUGGGCAGGAGGACAAGCUGUUUGAAGGCAACACCGACAGCCACGGGGAGGUCUCCAACGCCUUCAUCCCCCCCAUCGUUGGGCGCUACGUCCGUGUCACACCCCAGAGCUGGCACCAGCGCGUGGCCAUGAAGGUGGCCCUGUUGGGAUGUCAGUCAGCGCGGGGCCGAGCGCCCCGGCCCUAUGCACCCGGUGUUCCCAGGGAGGUCCCUGUCCCCACCAGCCACGCACCCAUCCCUGGUGUCGCCCUGGACCCGGAGAAGGCAGGCUCCAGGCUGCUGCUGCUGCUGCUCAUUGGCGGCUUUGUGCUGCUCUGCUCCAGCCUCCUGGUGCUGGCUUUCCUGUGCCGCAGGAAGAGAAAACCAGCGGCGGAGCUGAGCUGUGGGAUCAUGAAAGGGCACCCCAAGCUGGAUCCAAGCCCGGUGUGCUCCCUGCAGACCCUGCCGCCCCCCGGCUCCACGCUGGCCUCCUUCCCCACAGCGCCUGUGCCAGGGGACCUGAUGUCACCAGACUACGCAGAGCCAGACCUGGUGCAGCUGAGCCCCGGCAGCCAGCCCGCUCCCUCCACCUUCAAGCCAGCCCUGGAUGAAGGCUACGCCCUGCCGCUGGUCCUGAGCCACUACGACACCCCGGGGAGGCACCACGAGUACGCCGAGCCGCUGCCGCCCGAGCCCGAGUACGCCACCCCCUUCACCGAGCCCGAGCCCGCCGCUGCGGGGGUCCCCCUCGCCCCUUCACUACGGUACCACACUCCAGCCCCUCGGCCCGCCGAGCCGCCGUGGGGAGGACCCGGUGGGGCGGCGCGGGGUGACAGCCCCGGGCUGGAGGCGACGCUGUCACACGUGUACCACGAAGCGUUGUGAAGCCGGGAGGGCUCUUAACAACACCCGUGUUUAAACACAUGUACUGUGUCUGUAGCGGGAGCGCUGCCGCCGGUACCGCUGCCAGCACACGCAGGGUCCUGGUGCCACUGCUGCCCCCGGUACCAGUCCUGCUGCCAAUGGUACCGGUACCAUCGCAC
Molecule: messenger RNA, 2157 nt
Organism: Neopsephotus bourkii (Bourke's parrot)
Lineage: Eukaryota; Metazoa; Chordata; Aves; Psittaciformes; Psittacidae
Product: discoidin, CUB and LCCL domain-containing protein 1-like
Exons: 15
Coding region: 11-1999 (662 amino acids)
Source: RefSeq, a predicted model, not a curated record